UGUCCCAUUGACGGGUCUUUCUGCUCGACUCCACAAAUUGCCAGAGAUUAUUGUAUCUAACAGCUAUGUUUCUACUGUGGUUAAGAAGACCAUGGGUAUCAUUUUUGGUCUUUGUUGUAGCAAUGGUCAUCAUCUUUACAAUAAAGGAGGCCGGUAAAUCUGGUGCUGUAGCUGGGGCUAAAACUGGGGAGAACAGUGUACUUCCACUGGAUAUGGCUGAAAACUCUGUUGACGACAUGUACGAUGGGUGCAAAGAAGACAUGAAGAAGAGGGUAACAAAAGACCUGGAGAAUGAGAAGAACAAAGACAAAAACUUCAAAGCGGUCUGGGACAGGUCAGAGAACACACACACACCAUUUGGGGAAUGGUUUAAUAAAGUACUGAAAAGAAAACUGAUUGUAGCUAUUCGUACUUACACUGACGAAACCGAUGUGUAUAGUAAAUUCAACGCUGCAGUUCGAACCCAGGGACCUGAGUACAAGACCACAUUCGGGUAUCACGCAUUUCACUUUCUCCUGACUACUGCCAUUCAAGACAUAAGUGCCUCUGAUAAAAAACAAUGUUUUACUGUCUACCGUAGAGUCAACGAGUACUUUAGCCAAGAUGUUGAAAACACUUUGAUUCGCUUUGGCUCUUUCACCUCAGCCUCACAGGGUGAUUACGGCAAUAAAGACAUUUUCGGAGAGAAGUCAUGUUUUGAGAUUCUCACGUGCAUGGGAGCAGAUAUCUCCCCCUAUUCUACAUUUCCGAAUGAAGCAGAAGUGCUGAUUCCUCCCUAUGAGGUCUUUAAAGUCGUAAAGAUAGAGAAGCCAACUUCGAAGCGUCCAUGUGAGGUGGUCUAUACAGUGAAGCAUACAGGCGCUUAUUCCAAGUUGAAUUGUACUCUUUUUCCAAAGUAAACACUUUCACAUGUUAAACAUACAGUUAACAAAACAUGUAAAAUUUAGGAUGCACCAUUUUAAGUACUGCAAAUGAUCUGUAAUCAAGAUUAAUGUGAAUGUGGAUUUAUUUGUUAACAAUGACAUUUGACAAUCUCAAAUUGAGGUGUAGAUUUUCUAUUGUGCAACAAGUGUUUAAGAGAAAUAAACACUAGCUGCAUAAAAAUGAACCCUUACAGUUGUGUCAUUGUUAAACUGGAUCUGUAUGAAAAUGUUUAAAUGAAUAACAAGAAUGAAAAUGUUGUAAUACAUUGUAUUAUUUCCCAUGUCAUCUGUAUUUAAAUUGGGUGCAUAACCUGUCCUAUAUACAAAGUUACUGUAUGAAAACUGUCUUAAAAAAAAUAA
Molecule: messenger RNA, 1283 nt
Organism: Perca fluviatilis (European perch)
Lineage: Eukaryota; Metazoa; Chordata; Actinopteri; Perciformes; Percidae
Product: GPI-linked NAD(P)(+)--arginine ADP-ribosyltransferase 1-like
Exons: 2
Coding region: 66-899 (277 amino acids)
Molecular function (GO): NAD+ poly-ADP-ribosyltransferase activity; NAD+-protein-arginine ADP-ribosyltransferase activity
Source: RefSeq, a predicted model, not a curated record